Coccidioides immitis RS is the source of this 1081-nucleotide messenger RNA. RefSeq lists its product as uncharacterized. Bases 655 to 975 code for a protein of 106 amino acids. The record is from RefSeq and is a predicted model, not a curated record. The transcript is spliced from 2 exons. Lineage: Eukaryota; Fungi; Ascomycota; Eurotiomycetes; Onygenales; Onygenaceae.
AACACUUUCGCACCGGCCAACUCCCGAUCACCUUCCCUCCCCACAGAAAAGGGCUGGGCGAGGAUCACAAUCCAGGAUUGCAUGUCACGCUCGGGGCUAGCCGCCAUACAGAGAAACACUGGGUCGAAAGGUGAUGCGAAUCAAGCCUGAAAACUCUUCGCAAGGCAGAGCCUCUCCUUCUGGAGUACCCCGGCAGUCAGGCGAUUCUGGAGCUACGAUCCUGCUCGUGCGGAGUAGGACAAGAGAAACGCAGACGCCUUCUCGGCCCAAGCCAUACGGGAGCUCCGCACCUAAGGCACACCGUACAGGCCUCCCCCACAUGCAACGCGGCCACCAUGUCUCAUCCUCGAAAAUAAGCUCCCUGGAUGACAGAUGCCUCUGGUCACCAUUGAAGGCCAGCUUCUCUUUAAUAUUUUGAAACCGAUUUUCUUUCACUCCAGGCUUGUUCCUUGCCGCGGACCGAUUGGGCAGCGUGACUGCCUGUGGCGGUGCACUUAUCAGUUGUGGCGCUAGUGGCUAACCAUGGCUGAUCGUUGGCUGUUUUUAUGUUUGGCCUCUCACCAUCCCAACAAAAGGCUGGUUGACAGCCGUUUCCUUUCAGCUAUGUUUCAGCUCACAGCUUUCGUUAAUCUCUCCAAUCCAAACUAACACUACAUGCCACCCUGGAGUUCAGUUUGCGGGAGUGUGCUGGAGUCCCGGUGCAGGCACAAGGCUGACUUUGCACAGCCACACUAUCCCCGGGCCAAUUUGAGCCAGGGGCCCAAAGCAAAUCCAACUUUCCAUCCAUCUUUCGGACCUGAAAUGCUAGUUCAAGCGUUAUCUCGGCUUCGGUACGUAGCACGGAGUAGUCUUUCUGGGUUGGAUGGAGUAGGGCUAUCUCAGAGGUCGCUGCUUCGCCCUCUCCCGCUUACCAGCAAUUUCAUGCAUAAUCAUAAGCUGCUGCAUGGAGGUACGCUCUGUAUACACAUAUGGUAGUUAGUUUCACAGGCCGCGUGUACAGAGUAUUGUUAUCAAGUAUGCAAAAAAGUUCCCGGCUGAGAUCGGAACAGGGAAGGGCUAUGAGCGCCCCAUAAAGCCGAUG